GUUCAAAUAAAGUGGCAAUAUUUGACCUGACAUACUUUGACGUUUGCACAGAGGAGGAGGAGGAGUGGCUCAAGAUCCUACUUAUAGUGGCCUCUCUUCAAACAGAAAAAUCAGUUGCAUCCUGCCGUCACAACAUGUUUUUCCUUACGUUCAUCCUUGUCACCGUGCUGCUCCCAAAAGCCUCCAGCCUGACAUGUUGUAUUGAUGAAGGCUCAAGCUGCACAAGCACACAAUGUUCUGCAUCAGAACUUUGUGGUGCAACAAGAAUAACUUCAUAUGAAGGCGGUACACAAAUGACAGACCUCACAAUAAGAAGUUGUGCUGUGGCCGAGAAUUGUGUUUCAGCAUCGAUCAACUUUGGAGUCACUAAGACUGUCAUCAACACCGUGUGCUGCUCAGCUGACAACUGCAACAACCAAAGUGUUCCUGAACCUCCAAGCAGAAAUCCAAAUGGGAAAAAGUGCUUCACCUGUGAUGGACGUAGCUGCAACACAAUUAUGAACUGUGAGGGGACUGAGGACCACUGCAUUUCAACAACAGUGUCGGUGGACGAACAGAAGGUACAGUUAAAGGGCUGUGCCUCCAAGUUGGUGUGUUCAGACAUCGUGAAUUCACAGUUAGCUGCAGUCAUCGAAGGCAAAAUUAACUGCUGUCAGGGAAACUUGUGCAACGGUGCCAGCAGAACGAGCGCUGCCAUCCUCAUGCUGGUGACCCCGCUGCUCUCUUUGAUCAUGUUUGCUUAAAUGAUGGGGACG
Messenger RNA from Thalassophryne amazonica, 755 nucleotides. Its product is annotated as phospholipase A2 inhibitor and Ly6/PLAUR domain-containing protein-like. The record is from RefSeq and is a predicted model, not a curated record. Lineage: Eukaryota; Metazoa; Chordata; Actinopteri; Batrachoidiformes; Batrachoididae. The transcript has 5 exons. The coding region runs from base 135 to 743 and encodes 202 amino acids.